This is a messenger RNA of Metopolophium dirhodum (rose-grain aphid), 2988 nucleotides long. RefSeq names its product coiled-coil domain-containing protein 18-like. NCBI's taxonomy places the organism in Eukaryota, Metazoa, Arthropoda, Insecta, Hemiptera, Aphididae. The record is from RefSeq and is a predicted model, not a curated record. Bases 1 to 2988 code for a protein of 995 amino acids. The transcript is spliced from 6 exons.
AUGGAUAAUUGUAUUGAAACAGAAUGUUUAAAUAAUUCUACUUGCUUGAUUGAUAACUGCAAUAUAUUUGGUAACAAUUUGAAUUUAAAAACAAAAAACCAAAAUUUAAAUAUCCAUGAACAAGAGGUAGGAAAUGGAAACCAUUUUGUUAAUGAGAUUCAAAUACGAACUAACAAAUGCGAAAAAAGUAAUUUAGAAAAAAUAGAUUUGUUGAGAUAUAUAAUUAAAAUGCCUCAACUGCAGCACUCGUAUUCCAAGCAAAUUGUUAAAUAUCAGGAAAGUUUAGGAAUGACUAGAAAAACAGAAUGCCAAAAGCUAAAUGAUGGAGUCAUAAAUGCACAUGGUCAAAGUUGUUGUUCAAAUUAUGUAAUUACUAACCAUGCAUGUGAAAAAGAAUCACUGCCAGAAUGCACAAAUACAAAUAUUGGUUCUUGUAAAAUACAACAAUUGUUGCGUGUGAUUGAGGAAUGUUGUUGUUCACAAGAGCCAAGCGAUCCAACCAAUAAAUUAUUGGAGCAAACGAAAUCUACUAUUUGCUCUUUAGCUGAAGAAAUUGAAAUUCAUAGUUUAGCACUAAAACAUAAUCAAGAGAACUUAAAAUGUUGUACUGAAAAACUAAACGUAGAACAAGAGAUGUAUAAAAAUAAAGAUUCUGAGUUAUGCAGAAUGAAAAUAGAUGUAUCUUUACUGGCAGACCAACUUACACAAAUCAUUAAACAUUAUCAUUACUUGAGUUGUAAUAUAGAUGAAGUUUCAAAAGAUUUGUUGACUAGAAUAAUAGCAUAUAAUACGCUAUUAAAGAAAUCAGAAGAGCUAAAAGAAGAAUUGAACAAUGUGAAAUUCUGUUUAAACAUUAGGAUUGACGAAAAUAAAUGUAUAAAAAGAGAAUUAAGGGAAAAAUAUCAAGUCAUUGAAGCUGGAAUUAUAAUUAAACAAGAGCUAGAAUUUAAAUUAAGUAAUUUGGAAAACAAGUUGGAAAAAUUAGAAAAUUUAAAUAAUUGUUGGAACAAAAAAUGCAACGAUCUAAUCAUUCAAAAUAUAAAAGUUGAAAACGAUUUAAAAAAUGAAAAAAAUUAUAAUAGUAAGAAAGCUAUUUAUAUCGAUGACUUAAGUAAACAAAUACAUGAUUUGAAAACCAUAAUAAAAGGUAUUGAAGAUCACAAAAUGUUGUAUACCGAGGAAAUUUCCAAACUUAAGAAUCAAAAAUGUACAGCAGAACUAAAACUUAAGGAAUUGAAUAGUAUUAUUAUAAUACAAAAAAAUGAAUUAGUGAUAACCAGAUCUGAACUGGCGUAUGCCGAAGAAUGUCUAAAAAAUAAAAAUGAUUGUCAGAUUCAAAAAAUUCAACAAUUAGAACAUGACAGUAAAAACUUUGAAAAAGAAGUACAAUUUUAUAAAGUUCAACAUGAUUUUUUAACAAAUAAAUGUUUAUUAAGCGAUAAGGAUCUAACAGAAACACGAGAAAUUAUUAAAUCGUUGGAAUUUAAAAUAAACAAAAUGAUGAGAGAACAUAACACGAUACUCGAUGAGUUAUCUAAAGAAUGUGAUAAUCUGAAAAUUGAAAACUGUAAAUUUUUAGAAAACAUCAAUGAAUUAAAUGAAUCAAUUAUAUAUGCCAAUAAAAAGGAAAAUCACGUACGAAAUGAUUUAGCUACACGCAACGAGAAACUAUUAAUUGCUAACGAUGAAAUAAAGAAUUGUUAUUUAGAGAUGAAAUGUAUAAAAACGAAAUUGGAAAAUGCGACAGACAAAUUAACAUGUAUUGAACGAGAACUAGAAGAGACCAAGUUGAAACUAAAUAAAGAAACGUGUCUGAAAGAGAAGAUCAAUGAAAAAUAUUGUAGUAUAAAGUAUGAAUGUACAUGUCCCCUGGAAAAGUGUCAGACUGCCGAUAAUAACAGGCUCAGUGAUGAAAAUAUUAUGUCAUAUAAUAUUGCGAAAAAUGUUAAAGAUGGCGUACAGACAAUACAUCUGCAACUAGUUGACGUUGGUUCACAGACACAUAUGUGUCCAGCAAUAUGUCAGCCUAUAGCAACAUCAACAAAUUGUAAAUCAAAAUUUCACUCCAUCUCAAACAAUUCCGAUCCAUGCAAAUUGGAACAGUGUGAUUCAAAUACAAAUAACUUAAGACCGUGUGACAACUGUAACAGUUGCAUUAGCUCAUGUGAUUCCGAUAAAAUUAGCAUUAACCCAUGCCAGUUGGAUCACAAGAAAACGUCAAUUUGUAUUAGCCCCUCUGAUGACAAUUCGUGUUCUGGUGAAUCAAAAAACACACCAAAAUGUUUUGGUUCUUUUUUUGACAAAGAAAAUCUACAAUGUCAACUAAAUGAAAUGAAACUACUGUUAAAAAAAAAAGAAAAGGCAGCAAAGGAAGAACUAUGUGACACUGAACAGAUAUAUUACAAUAAGGAAAUGAUAAUAAAUAAACGUCUUGAAGACACAAAGGAACAAUGCCAAAAGGAAUUGGAGAAAGCUAACUCUCAAUUAGAAAUAUAUGAAACAGCAAUACUAUACAAAGAAUAUGAAUUGAAAAACUCCCAAAUACGAGAACACCAAUAUAAAAUGGCAAUUGAGCAACUUAAUGAAACGAUACAGAUAAAGGAUAAAGAAAUUGAAAGUGAACAAAAAAAAGUAGCUUCUGCACUUAAUAGUAUGAAAUAUUACGAAGAUCAGUUAUUAAGUCUUCAGAAAAAGUUGGAGUUAGAACAAUUAAAUAAACAUAAGUCUGAUGAAAAUCUUCAAUUACUCGAUGAUAAAAUGGAUUCUGAGAUGGACAAUAAAUUAGAAACAUCUCAAACAUGCAUAAAGAAAAAACGGUUUUCGACCAGACGAAACAGAAAUCCGUGUGCAUUGAAAAUGUCAAAGACGGUAACCGAAACAAAAAGAAAAAAAUAUGGUCCCAAAUUGAAUUUACCUUGUUGUAUUGGAUCGAAAAAUCCUUGUAACAGACAAAAAAACAUAAACCUAUCACAGAGGAAUGUUAACUAA